Messenger RNA from Chenopodium quinoa (quinoa), 2273 nucleotides. Its product is annotated as mechanosensitive ion channel protein 1, mitochondrial-like. The transcript is spliced from 8 exons. The record is from RefSeq and is a predicted model, not a curated record. Gene Ontology annotation, biological process: transmembrane transport. The coding region runs from base 287 to 1903 and encodes 538 amino acids. Gene Ontology annotation, cellular component: membrane. Lineage: Eukaryota; Viridiplantae; Streptophyta; Magnoliopsida; Caryophyllales; Amaranthaceae.
UCGCAAGAACCUCCUUUAUUUUCCUCUUUCGCAAAAUUUCAUUGAAAUACCAACACGCGCGCUGUGCUGCAUACCAGCUUCAUUUUGACUUGAUGAACAACAAAAAGAAUGACUCUCCUCGACAUCUUCCAUAGAUUGAAUUCAAGCUUCUUUCAAGAAUCCAUCCAUGCUUCUGCACUAUCAAAACAGUUUUGAAGUGGGUAAUUUUGGUGGGUUUUUGUUCAAGUUUUGUAAAUGGUGAAAUUGGUCAGAAAUUAGAUAAUCUUGUGAAUUUAGGUUAGUGAUAAUGGCGAGAAUUUUGUCUCCGAAGUUGAAAUCGCUUUCUGGGUCUGUUUUUUCUUCAUCAAAAUCAAUGGCAUCUGGGUUGAAUUAUGCUUAUAUGAAUAAUAUGAGAGCUGGUGAUCAUAUUCAUGCUAGACCUAUUGUUGGUUACAAGGGUCACAAUAAUCACACUGAUACUCAUUGUAGUAUGUUGAGUUUUGAGCCUAGAGCUUGUGCCCAGCUGUGUAAACCCAAUUAUGGUUCAACAUUUUCACCCACAUUGUCAAGUUACCGGGUUUUGAGUAGCUUCCCUUUAACAUCUAUGUCGGGUUUCCUGUCAUAUUCGUCGUUCGGUGGUAGUAAAGGGGAUAAUAAGGGCCUUGAUGUUCAGGAAGCUUCUGGAAUAGGAGAUGCAAGUGUUAGUGGAGGUGGUGAUGGGACUGUUGGGAGUUCUGAGUGGGUUGAUAAACUUAAGGAUGUAUGGAAAUCUGUUGUAGAUGCAGCUAAUAUCACUGCGCAAAAGGCUAAGGAAGCCUCUGAUGAGUUAACUCCUUAUGCGCAGCAAGUGAUGGAUUCUCAUCCAUACCUUAAAGAUGUUGUGGUACCUGUUGGUGGCACAUUCACUGCUGCUUUACUGGCGUGGCUGGUCAUGCCAAGUAUUUUGAGGAAAUUGCACAAUUAUUCUAACCGAGGAUCGGCUGCUUUGCUGUCUGGAACUGGAAGCAUAUUUGCUAUUAAUGUAGCAUACGAGAAGAGUGUUUGGGGUGCAUUAGAGGGUCCAGUACGCUCUCUGACAACUUUCAUGGUGAUUUCUGAAAUAUGCCAUUUGAUUGCUCCAGAUGCUGUUGCAUCCCAGCUGAUUGGUCAGGCUUGGAAAGGGGCAGUUGCCCUUUCACUUGUAUGGUUUGUGCAACGUUGGAAGACUAAUUUGUUUGCUCGUGCCCUGGCUUCUGAAAAACUUCAACUGCUUGAUCGUGAAAGGCUGCUUACUUUGGACAAGAUUUCCUCUGUUGGCCUUCUAGCUGUUGGAAUUAUGGCUAUAGCAGAAGCAUCUGGUGUGGCUGUUCAGUCUAUUAUUACCGUUGGUGGUAUUGGGGGAGUGGCUACUGCAUUUGCGGCAAGGGACAUCCUUGGUAAUGUGCUUAGUGGCUUGUCAAUUCAGUUCUCUAAGCCAUUUUCACUUGGAGAUACCAUUAAGGCUGGAUCAAUAGAAGGUCAAGUGGUGGAGAUGGGUUUAACUACUACAUCAUUAUUGAAUGUUGAAAAGUUUCCAGUAAUAGUUCCGAAUUCUAUUUUCUCCAACCAGGUCAUUGUGAACAAGUCUCGAGCUGGGUGGCGUGCUUUUAUCAGUAAAAUCCCACUGCAAUUCAGAAAUAUGGAAAAAAUUCCCCAGGUUUCAGCUGACAUAAAGUCAAUGCUAGAUUCGUAUCCAAAAGUUUUCUUGGGACGUGAGGCUCCUUACUGCUACCUCCCUCGCAUUGAGAAUUCAUAUGCUGAACUGACUCUUGGAUGCAAUCUCCAACAGCUGAGCAAAGCAGAGAGGUAUUCCACGGAACAAGAUAUCCUGCUAAAGUGCAUCCAGAUCAUUCAGCAGCAUGGUGUUUCGUUGGGCAAUACACAGCAAGAUCUGAUAAGCCAGUGAUUUUUUCAGAUUGAAACAUCCAGCACUUAGGUAGUUCGUUGUCUACUCGUCUUCACCAUUGACUCAAAGACAUACAAGGCAUGACACACCGAAGGUGAUUACUAUAACUUCUCUUGUUCUAGCUGUGCAAGUCAGGGAGGAAUUGAACGCAAGAAAUUUCCAUAUUCGUGAAAGGGCACAUUUAUGUUAAGUACGUUACACUGCUGCUUCAUAUUACAGAUUACAGUAUGCUGUUUAAAAAAUAGGAAAAUUUUGACUCUUGUUAGAAAUUUUGAUUGUCUGUGAUCAUCAUAGAAACUGCAUCAGCUUGUUAAUAAUUCGUAUUUGGUUUUAAUCAAAGAAUGGUGGAUGAAUGGUGGAUUGUGGAGGC